Penicillium antarcticum is the source of this 651-nucleotide messenger RNA. Its product is annotated as peroxiredoxin-like family protein. The coding region runs from base 1 to 651 and encodes 216 amino acids. The record is from RefSeq and is a predicted model, not a curated record. The transcript is spliced from 2 exons. NCBI's taxonomy places the organism in Eukaryota, Fungi, Ascomycota, Eurotiomycetes, Eurotiales, Aspergillaceae.
AUGUCUUCCACAGAAUUCUCGAUCGACACUUCUUUCCUGUCUGACGAGACUCUGCAUGAAGCCUAUGAGCUUGAAGUUCAGUCGAAAAAUGGCGAGCCCGUUCGCUUCGGUGAGCUCGUUGCCGGCAAGGGGGAUUCAGUCACUACAGUGGUUAUCUUUGUGAGACACUUCUUCUGUAUCUAUGACCAAGAUUAUGUCCGUGAUCUCGCUGGGCAGAUGACCCAUACAAUACUCGAAACGAUACCAACUCAUGCCAAGCCGGCACAGGUUAUAAUUAUUGGUUGUGGUGAUCACACCCUUAUCGGUCCAUACAUGGAAGAGACAUCCGAUGUCUUCCCUAUAUAUACAGAUCCGUCAGCAAAGAUAUACAACCAGCUCAAGAUGAAGAGAACCUGGACGGGAUUCAAUGAACCACCGCCAUACUCCCUUGAGUCCUUCCCUAGCGCUUUAUACAAGGACCUUAAGCAGAGAUGGAAACGCGGAUGGGCCGGGCUCAAAGGCGGCUUCGGAGAUCAGCAAGGGGGCGAAUGGAUUUUUCAAGGAGGAAAACUGAAAUAUGCGCAUCGUAUGGAGGGUGCGAGUGAUCAUUUAACGGCAGAUCGCUUGCUCAAUAUCUUGACAGUGGAUCAAGAUCAAGUACAGAAUAAGUGA